GCGCUCUUUGCUAACUUAUCUUUUCGCUUUUCACGUGAUAACAGUCACCGGCUCUCUUUCAUACAAAAAUUGUUAUUUGUUAGUUAGUCUACGACAAAUAAACAACUAGUUGCUUAAGUCAGUUGCUCUUGAUGCAUUUUCCAUAUAAAAUUGUGCUACACCAAAAACAUAAAUACUGAUAAACAUCUAAAUUAGAUUUAUGUAAAACAUUUAAACAUUACUAACCAUAACCAAUAUGGAAAUGCGGUUACGGAAACAUUUUUUUCCCAGGCGAUGGUGUGAUAUUUUUUGUUUUCUGCUAAUUGCAUUAUUUCUGCCGCCAAUAGCCUUAUUUGAUUUAGUUAUUGUUGUACCGGCUAUACAUCCACCGGGCACGUUUAUGCAUAACUUCAUUUUUACGUUGGGCGUAUUUUUAUUUACAAAUAUUUAUGGGAAUAUGUUUGCUGCGAUGUUGGUGGACACCAGUGUGGAUGCUAUAAAUUUGGAUUCGGUAAUACCACAAAAACCACACACCAAAGGCUGGUACACCUGUAAGCAUUGUUUAARGUUGGUGCCUCCAAGAUCGUAUCACUGCAAAGCUUGCAAAACAUGCAUUUUGAAACGUGAUCAUCAUUGUGUAUUCACGGGUUGUUGCAUCGGCCACUACAAUUUUCGUUUUUUCGCCUUGUUUCUGUUUUAUAUGUUUAUUGGUUCAGCGAUAUCUAUCGGCUACCUUACAUAUUACAUGUUUUGGGUGCACGCUAAAAUAUUUCUACAUUUUCUCAGCUUCUAUAAAAUGAUUUGCCCAAUAUUAAUGACAAUUGAUGGUGGUAUAUGGGAUAAUUUACCACUGAUAUUUUAUAAUCUGAAUGUAGUUGCUAUUGUUUUAUCGUCCAUACUAUUGGUCUUUCAUUGGAUACCAAUUAUUAAUGGAGGUACUUCGUAUGAAAGACGUUUGGAUUAUCCCUAUGGUAGAGAUAUAUAUACCAAUUUGCGCUCAAUUUUUGGUAAACGUAUGUAUUUGGUGUGGCUGUCACCUUUUUUAAGCAGUGACUUAUUCGAAGAUGGCGCGAAUUGGGAUGAGGUAGAAGGUAUGCCAUUAGUAAGGUUAUCGCGGAAGAGAAACAGAAGACAACAUAAGUUACGUCAAACACGUAGAACUCUUUCAGAGUAAAAACUUAAACCUAAUUUGUAACUGCUAAAUAUUUUUCAUAAAAGUGUUGUUUUU
Molecule: messenger RNA, 1207 nt
Organism: Bactrocera latifrons
Lineage: Eukaryota; Metazoa; Arthropoda; Insecta; Diptera; Tephritidae
Product: probable palmitoyltransferase ZDHHC24
Exons: 3
Coding region: 236-1153 (305 amino acids)
Biological process (GO): protein targeting to membrane; peptidyl-L-cysteine S-palmitoylation
Cellular component (GO): endoplasmic reticulum; Golgi apparatus
Molecular function (GO): protein-cysteine S-palmitoyltransferase activity
Source: RefSeq, a predicted model, not a curated record